Molecule: messenger RNA, 2464 nt
Organism: Coffea arabica (coffee)
Lineage: Eukaryota; Viridiplantae; Streptophyta; Magnoliopsida; Gentianales; Rubiaceae
Product: formate--tetrahydrofolate ligase-like
Molecular function (GO): ATP binding; formate-tetrahydrofolate ligase activity
Source: RefSeq, a predicted model, not a curated record
UCAGCAUUUUGCCCAAUGACCGACAGCCACGUCAAUCCGGACACUCGCACACCGCAGUGCGACGAGGCACACUGCUCCAGACUACAACUCAGCAGAUAAGGCCCAACCCUCGUAUUAUUAUUUUUUUCAAAUAUCUUUUUCUGGUCAAAUUCUGAAUGGAAAGAUUCUUGCCUUGAUCUGAAUCGAAGUUUUAGAAAGAUCCCACGAGAGCAUCAACAAGAGAAAGAGAGGAAAAGGAGAGAAUUAUGGGGAAGACGGUGAGGAAACUGCAAGUGGUGUCACCAGUGCCAGCAGAUAUUGAUAUAGCUAACUCUGUUGAACCUCUGCACAUAUCUGAGAUUGCCAACGAACUCAAUCAGUCCCAGCAUUAUGAUCCUUAUGGCAAAUACAAGGCCAAGGUUUUAUUAUCAGUGCUUGAUGAGUUACAAGGAAGUGAAGAUGGUUACUAUGUGGUUGUUGGAGGAAUUACUCCAACUCCUCUUGGAGAAGGCAAAUCCACCACUACUGUUGGCCUCUGCCAGGCAUUGGGAGCAUUUCUUGAUAAAAAGGUUGUCACAUGCCUUCGUCAACCAUCUCAAGGGCCAACAUUUGGAAUUAAAGGUGGUGCUGCUGGUGGCGGCUACAGCCAAGUGAUUCCCAUGGAUGAGUUCAAUCUUCACUUAAGGGACAUCCAUGCAAUAACAGCUGCAAACAACCUUCUUGCUGCUGCAAUUGAUACAAGAAUCUUUCAUGAAUCUACUCAAACCGAUAAGGGUCUUUUCAACCGGUUAUGUCCUCCUGACAAGGAAGGAAAGAGGAGCUUCAGUAACAUUAUGUUUAGGCGUUUGACGAAACUUGGUAUUUCCAAGGCAAGACCAGAGGAACUUACUCCACAAGAGAUUAAGAAAUUUGCUAGGCUUGAUUUUGAUCCUAGUUCUAUCACAUGGAGAAGAGUAAUGGAUAUUAAUGACCGUUUUUUAAGGAAGAUAACUGUUGGUCAGGGCCCUGAAGAGAAAGGGAUGGUGAGAGAAACUGGAUUUGAUAUUUCAGUUGCUAGUGAAAUAAUGGCAGUCCUAGCUCUAACGACUUCAUUAGCUGACAUGAGAGAGAGGCUUGGGAAAAUGGUUGUCGGAAAUAGCAAGGCUGGUGAUCCCAUUACAGCUGAUGAUCUGGGUGUUGGGGGUGCUUUGACUGUGUUAAUGAAAGAUGCCAUCAAUCCUACACUAAUGCAGACUCUUGAGGGCACCCCUGUCCUUGUUCAUGCUGGCCCUUUUGCAAAUAUUGCUCAUGGAAACUCGUCCAUUGUUGCUGAUAAGAUUGCAUUGAAGCUGGUGGGACGUGGAGGAUUUGUAGUCACAGAAGCUGGUUUUGGGGCUGAUAUUGGAACUGAAAAGUUCAUGAACAUAAAAUGUAGAUACAGUGGAUUAACACCUCAAUGUGCUGUCAUUGUGGCAACAAUUAGGGCCCUCAAGAUGCAUGGUGGAGGGCCAGAAGUUGUAGCUGGGAAACCUCUUGAUCAUGCUUAUCUGACAGAGAACGUGGCACUUGUUGAAGCUGGCUGUGUGAAUCUUGCCAGGCAUAUUUCAAAUACAAAGGCCUAUGGUGUAAAUGUUGUAGUUGCCGUGAACAAGUUCGCAACUGAUUCUGAAGUUGAACUAAAUGCUGUAAAGGCUGCAGCACUUUCAGCAGGGGCAUUUGAUGCUGUAAUCUGUACUCAUCAUGCUCAUGGUGGGAAAGGAGCGGUAGACCUGGGGGUUGCAGUUCAAAGAGCUUGCGAGAAUAUUGCACAACCAUUGAAAUUCUUGUACCCUCUGGAUAUGAGCAUCAAAGAAAAAAUAGAAGCCAUAGCAAAGUCUUAUGGUGCUAGCGGUGUAGAAUACUCAGAAGAGGCUGAGAAACAAAUUGGGAUGUACACCAAGCAAGGAUUUGGCAGUUUACCAAUCUGCAUGGCAAAAACACAAUAUUCAUUUUCACACAAUGCUGCAGCAAAGGGAGCUCCAAGUGGAUUUGUCUUACCAAUCAGAGAUGUAAGGGCAAGCAUUGGAGCUGGAUUCAUUUAUCCUUUAGUUGGGACAAUGAGUACAAUGCCUGGCCUUCCCACAAGGCCUUGCUUCUAUGAUAUUGAUCUUGACACCACCACAGGAAGGGUUAUUGGUCUUUCUUGAGAAUUAGUCAUCAACCUCAAACUGGGAACCUGUAGAGGCCAAUCAAAUGAUUCAGGGCAGAAUGCGAACUCAACUGGAGUACAUAAUUUUUAUGUGCAUGGUAUGGUUUCAUUCUCAUGUUGUAUCCUGUAUAACCUCAAUCGAAAAUAAAGAACUUUGUUUUCUUUUGCUGACAUUUCUUGGAAAAUUUUCAAUUUGAGUUGGAUGUGCUGUGCUCUAUCCCAUGAAUUAUCAUGCUUGUUGGGUGGUACCCCAAGAGUGUCCUGAGGACUGCUAUAUGCGCUUUAUAGUUCUGAAUAAUAUUCCACAAGAAUUUUCAA